Molecule: messenger RNA, 2021 nt
Organism: Siniperca chuatsi (mandarin fish)
Lineage: Eukaryota; Metazoa; Chordata; Actinopteri; Centrarchiformes; Sinipercidae
Product: zona pellucida sperm-binding protein 3-like
Exons: 8
Coding region: 27-1190 (387 amino acids)
Biological process (GO): binding of sperm to zona pellucida; positive regulation of acrosome reaction; egg coat formation
Cellular component (GO): extracellular matrix
Molecular function (GO): acrosin binding
Source: RefSeq, a predicted model, not a curated record
AGAGCAGUUUUCAACGCAACACCACAAUGCCUCUUAUUUCUGUGUACUUGACAGUUUCUCUAUAUCUUCUGUCUAAAAUAGUGACAAUUUGGUGCUACACUUAUCAAACCAAACCUCUUUUUCUGUCUUUCUCCGACUUGGCCACCCUUGAAGCGAACUCUUUGGAUCAGUUAAACGAGCCAAACUCUCGCUUUGGGGAUCCUGCUGGAGAUCACAAGGUCAAGGCCUUUGUGGUGAAAUGUCAUGAGGACAGCAUUGAGGUUGUGAUGAAAGCGUAUCUGUUUGACCCUCGCCUGCCUGUGGAGCCCAAGCACUUGAGGCUUGGACCUGUCAGUGCCGUGCAACAUCACUGCACAGCCAAAGUGUCUGGAAAUGGGGAGUACGUCAUCAUAGCGCCUCUGACUGACUGUGGGAGUAAUGUGAUGUUCACCCAGAGUGCUGUGCUGUACAACAACCUACUGCUGUACUCUCCUCCUCCAACAUCACCUGGAGAGCCAGCUGCUAUUCCUGUCCAGUGUGAAUAUGAAAGGAGGUACGCAGUGAGCAGCAGCGCCCUGAAGCCAACCUGGAGUACCCUGACCUCCAUCCAGUCAACGCAUCUCGACCUGGACUUUCACCUCAGGCUCAUGACGAAUGACUGGAGCAGUGAGAGAAAGUCAUCUGUUUACUUCCUGGGUGAAACGGUCAACAUCGAGGCCUCUGUAGAUCACCUUCAUCUUCCUCUUCGUCUGUAUGUAGAAAGCUGUGUGGCUACUCUGACCCCAGAUGUGAAUUCUUACCCCAGAUACCCCUUCAUAGACCACCAAGGAUGUUUUACAGACUCCCAGCUGCACGGCUCCAGUUCCCGUUUCCUGCCCAGAGUCCAGGACCAACUCCUCCAGAUUCAACUCGAACCUUUCCUCUUCCGCCAGGACCACAGACACACUAUAUAUAUAACAUGUUACCUGGAAGCAGAGCCCAUUUCAAACAAGGACCCAGUGAAAAAGGCUUGUUCUUUCAUGAGUGGGAGGUGGAAGUCAGUGGAAGGUGAUGACCGUGUCUGUGAGAGCUGCAGCAGGGUCAAAGGGACAAAUCACAGCAGCGGCAGUGCCAAGUCAAACCACAAGAGGGCACUGAGGAGCAAAACAAAGCACAGACAAACUGAGCUGCACAGGAUAACCAGUUUGGGUCCAGUGAUAUUUCUCCCCUGAAAGCUGACUACAGUGGGAAAAUAUCUGUAUUAAGAUAUUAAGUAAUUGAGUUAAAUAAAAUUAAGUAAAAAUGUGAUAUGUAAGAAAAACUAAACGUAGUCUCACUUGUUUUGUCUUUAUGUGUAGACUAGAAUGGGGGCACAACUUCACCAUUUACAAUAAAUAAUAAUAAUAAUAAUGAUGAUGAUGAUGAUGAUAGUAGUAAUGGUAAUAGUAGUAAUAGUAAUAGUAAUAAUAGUAAUAGUAAUUAUAAUAAGUAUAAUUAUAACAAUAACAAACUUUACUUAUACAGCAUUUUUCAAAACAAAGUUACAAAGUGCUUUACAUGCUUGAAAAAAUCAAGUCAAAGUCAAUUUUAAAAUAACACAAAAAAACAGAAUGGAAUAAAAUACCCAACAAUAAUAUCAGAUAUAGACAAUUUAAAAAACUGAUAUUUUGGAAAUUAAAUAGUGUGCUAGCACUUCAGGCGCAUGGAGAAGAGACGGUAGUCUUACAGAGUCAAAACUCUGCAGCACUUGUAGUAUUAGGAAUAACUUCAUCAUCACACUUGACUCUUUGUAAAGUGUUGAGUGAUGAUGAGCACAAGCUGAAACACAUCAGUCUGACAGUAAAAUUGUUCUUUAUACUUACUAAUAUGUGUUGCUGGAGCUUUCACCCUUUAUGUUUUAAUUGCAGACUAAACCUGCAGAUGCAUCUGAAAUAUCAAUGUGCUUUCUACAUAUUAUUGUCAACAUCUGUCAACACCACUCUUCUGAAAUGUAUUACGUGCGACUUCCUUUGAUGAUAAAACUGCUGCUAGACACCAAUACAAGACAAUAACAACACAAUGAA